AUGGAGCACCACCAAGAGUCCACAGGCCCAAGGUCAGAGGAAGGAUCAGAAGAGACAGGAGAAGAACCCCAUAUCCCUCAGGGAAAACAUGUAGAGGAGGCUGGGAGCUCUUCUGUGCCUGACGUUGAGCCGAGGUUGUGUUGUCCAAAAAUGAAGCAGAAAGAUGAAGAUGCUGAGUCUGGACCAUCAGAUGCUGUGCAGGAGAGUGAGGAUAAGAGAGAACAUCCUAGCACAUCACAAGGAGGAGCGAGGGGUGGAAUGUUGAAAGAGGUCUUGAGCAACCCAGAUAGAUCCAGAAGGAAGAAGGUAAAAUAUACAAAAGAGAAGGACAAAUCCAUUUCAACUCAGAGCAGGGUCCACCUUGAACAAGAAGAACAAACAGGAAAGGGACACAGAAAGCACCUGGAUGCUCACUUGAGAAUCCACACGGCAGAGAAACCCAGUCAAAGCUCAAAGUCUGUGAUAAAAGUCUGUCUGAGCCAACCAACUGUAAAAGGUUCAGCGUUUGACACUGAGGGGAAAAGUCAUACUGGUAUGGAGUGUACAAUGAGCUUCACAAGGAGCUCACAACUUACAAGACACCAUCAACAAAUUCAUUCUGCGGAGGAACUGUAUAUCUGUACAGAAUGUGGAGAGAGCUUCCAACAACAAAAUCUCAAAGCACAUCAAAGAUGCCAUACGAAAGGGAAACCGUUUAAAUGCCCAUGGUGCGAAAAAAGCUUCAGGUAUAGCUCAAACCUUACCAUACAUAAAAGAGUUCAUACGGGGGAGAAACCCCAUAAAUGUGCAGAAUGUGGAAAGGUCUUCAGCCAUGGCUCAUCUCUUAUUAUACACCGACGUAUUCACACAGGAGAGAAACCCUAUAGGUGUAAAGAAUGUGGAAAGAGCUUUUAUCAGAGUUCAUCCCUUAUUAAGCAUGAAAGAAUUCACACAGGGGAGAAACCCUAUAUGUGUAAAGAAUGUGGAAAGAGCUUUUCUCAGAGUUCAUCCCUUAUUAAGCAUGAAAGAAUUCACACUGGUGAGAAACCCUUUCCAUGCUCGUCAUGUGCAAAAUGCUUCAAAACGAGCUCAGCCCUUUCCAAACAUAAAAGAAUCCACACAGGGGAGAAACCUUAUCAAUGUUCUAUCUGCAGUGAAACAUUCCGUUACAGCGCAAACCUUACCAGACAUGAAAGAGUUCAUACGGGGGAGAAACCCUAUAGAUGUGCAGAAUGUGGAAAGAGCUUUUCAUAUAGUUCAUCCCUUAUUACACAUGAAAGAAUUCACACAGGAGAAAAACCCUUUAAAUGCUCAAUAUGUGCAAAAUGCUUCAAAACGAGCUCACAGCUUUCCACCCAUAAAAGAAUCCACACAGGGGAGAAACCCUAUACGUGUAAAGAAUGUGGAAAGAGCUUUUCUCAGACGACAUCCCUUAUUAUGCAUGAAAGAAUUCACACAGGAGAGAAACCCUAUACAUGUAAAGAAUGUGGAAAGAGCUUUCCUCGGAGAACAUCCCUUAUUAUGCAUGAAAGAAUUCACACAGGAGAGAAACCCUAUACAUGUAAAGAAUGUGGAAAAAGCUUUACUCAGAAGGUAUCCCUUAUUACACAUGAAAUAAUUCACACAGGAGAGAAACCCCAUACAUGUAAAGAAUGUGGAAAGAGCUUUACUCAGAGGGUAUCCCUUAUUACGCAUGAAAGAAUUCACACAGGGGAGAAACCUUAUAAAUGUUCUAUGUGCAGUGAAACGUUCCGUUACAGUAAUCAGCUUGCAAGACAUCAAAGAACUCAUGCACAGGAGACUCCCUAG
Molecule: messenger RNA, 1788 nt
Organism: Elgaria multicarinata webbii
Lineage: Eukaryota; Metazoa; Chordata; Lepidosauria; Squamata; Anguidae
Product: zinc finger protein 883-like
Exons: 4
Coding region: 1-1788 (595 amino acids)
Biological process (GO): regulation of transcription by RNA polymerase II
Cellular component (GO): nucleus
Molecular function (GO): DNA-binding transcription factor activity, RNA polymerase II-specific
Source: RefSeq, a predicted model, not a curated record